AUGGCUUCUGUAUUGAACAAUUCCCGUUCAGAUACGUUGUUUCUCGGUGGCGAGAAAGUUAGCGGCGAUGAUAUCAGAAACCAAAACGUUUUGGCAGCUCUGGCUGUGGCCAAUGUAGUCAAGUCGUCGUUGGGACCGGUAGGAUUGGACAAAAUGCUCGUCGACGAUAUCGGAGACUUUACAGUCACAAACGAUGGGGCCACCAUUUUGUCGCUUUUGGACGUGCAACAUCCUGCAGGUAAGAUUCUGGUGGAAUUGGCACAGCAGCAAGACCGCGAAAUUGGUGACGGAACCACCAGUGUAGUCAUCAUUGCCUCUGAACUCCUCAAGAGAGCCAACUCGCUGGUCAAAAACAAGAUCCACCCCACAACCAUCAUCACAGGGUACCGUGUAGCGCUCAGAGAGGCUGUCAGGUAUAUAACCGAGGUGCUUUCGAUGAGUGUCGACUCGUUGGGCAAAGAAUCGCUUGUGAACAUCGCCAAGACCAGUAUGUCAUCCAAAAUUAUCGGUUCAGACUCAGACUUCUUCGGCAACAUGGUCGUAGACGCCUUGCUUGCCGUCAGAACGCAGAACUCCAAGGGAGAAACUAAAUAUCCGGUCAAGGCUGUCAACAUUUUGAAAGCACACGGUAAGUCUGCCCGUGAAUCGGUGCUCGUUCAAGGAUAUGCGUUGAACUGUACCGUGGCCUCGCAGGCCAUGCCCAAGCGCAUAGACGGCGGUAAUGUGAAGAUCGCGUGUCUCGACAUAAAUCUACAAAAGGCUAGAAUGGCCAUGGGCGUGCAGAUCAACAUCAGUGAUCCCGACCAACUCGAAGAGAUUCGCAAACGUGAGGCAGGAAUUGUGUUGGAAAAAGUGAGAAAGAUCAUAGCUGCUGGGGCCAACGUGGUACUCACCACCAAGGGCAUUGACGAUCUAUGUUUGAAAGAGUUCGUGGAGGCCAAGGUGAUGGCUGUGAGGCGCUGCAAGAAAGAAGAUCUCAGAAGAAUUGCCAGAGCCACCGGUGCCACAUUGAUAAGCUCGAUGUCGAACCUAGAAGGUGACGAAAUCUUCGAAGCGACUUCUUUGGGUACGUGCCAAGAAGUGGUGCAGGAGAGGUUCUCAGACGACGAAUGCAUCUUGGUAAAGGGCACGUCUAAACACUCUUCUUCGUCCAUUGUGCUACGUGGUGCUAACGACUACUCUUUGGACGAAAUGGAGCGUUCGAUCCACGACUCCUUGUCGGUGGUCAAGAGAACCCUGGAGAGCGGCCACGUAGUACCCGGUGGCGGGUGCGUAGAGGCUGCGCUGAACAUAUACCUCGACAAUUUUGCCACGACGGUUGGCUCGCGCGAACAACUGGCCAUUGCCGAGUUCGCUGCUGCUUUGCUCGUGAUACCCAAGACUUUGGCCGUCAACGCCGCAAAAGAUUCGAGCGAUCUAAUUGCCAAGCUGAGAUCGUACCACGCUGCAAGCCAGCAAGCGCAGCUGGAUCACGUCAAGAGAAGAAACUACCGUAACUACGGGUUGGAUUUGAUUCGCGGUAAGGUCGUGGACGAGGUGCAGUCGGGAGUUCUGGAGCCCACUGUCAGCAAAGUGAAGUCAUUGAAGUCUGCCCUCGAGGCAUGCAUUGCGAUUUUGAGAAUUGACACCAUGAUCACCGUGGACCCAGAGCCUGCUAAGGAGGACCCACACGCACACUGUUAA
This is a messenger RNA of Lachancea meyersii CBS 8951, 1683 nucleotides long. The record is from the annotation of a GenBank genome assembly. NCBI's taxonomy places the organism in Eukaryota, Fungi, Ascomycota, Saccharomycetes, Saccharomycetales, Saccharomycetaceae.